Messenger RNA from Leptonychotes weddellii (Weddell seal), 3845 nucleotides. The record is from RefSeq and is a predicted model, not a curated record. Lineage: Eukaryota; Metazoa; Chordata; Mammalia; Carnivora; Phocidae.
CGAGCGGCGUCUGAACACACGGCGGCUGCCGAACGCCCGACGCGGACCUGCGCCGGAGCCCACACCGAGCUCCGCGGCCCCUCGCUUGCCAGGGCGGCCUUGCACCCGUUGUCACUGAGGCGGCGUGCCCCGCAUUCUCCGCUGCCCGGGCCGGCCGGCUCUGCCGUCUGCUGGCUCCCCCUCACUCGCCCGCUCCCUCCUGCGCGCCUGAGUCACCGCCGCCGCCGCCAUGGCCGAGAGUGGUGAAAGCGGCGGCCCUCCGAGCUCCCAGGACAGCGCCGCCGCGGCCGAAGGUGCCGGCGCCCCCGCGGCCGCUGCCUCUGCGGAGCCCAAGAUCAUGAAAGUCACCGUGAAGACCCCGAAGGAGAAGGAGGAGUUCGCUGUGCCCGAGAAUAGCUCCGUCCAGCAGUUUGAGGACUUCCAAGUGUCAAGAAGGGAGAUGAAGUCCAAAUGUGAUCUCCUAGUUUUAUUUUUCAGUUCUCUAAUGAUACAGGAUGUGGAGAAUCUUUUCAUGCACCCAUCCCCAUUGGGUAUCACUGUUCAUUUGGUUAUUUUUCCUAGGCCUCAGGAUCAUUCAGCUCAGCAAACAAAUACCAGUGGAAGCAACGUUACCACAUCCUCAGCUCCUAGUACUAACUCCACAUCUGGUUCUGCCACUAGCAACCCUUUUGGUUUAGGUGGCCUUGGAGGGCUUGCAGGUCUGAGUAGCUUGGGUUUGAAUACUACUAACUUCUCUGAACUACAAAGCCAGAUGCAGCGGCAACUUAUGUCCAAUCCUGAAAUGAUGGUCCAGAUUAUGGAGAAUCCCUUUGUCCAGAGCAUGCUCUCAAAUCCUGACCUAAUGAGACAGUUAAUUAUGGCCAAUCCGCAAAUGCAGCAGUUGAUUCAGAGAAAUCCAGAAAUUAGUCAUAUGCUGAAUAAUCCAGAUAUUAUGAGACAAACAUUGGAACUUGCCAGGAAUCCGGCAAUGAUGCAGGAAAUGAUGAGAAACCAGGACCGAGCCUUGAGCAACCUAGAAAGCAUCCCAGGGGGAUACAAUGCUUUACGGCGCAUGUACACGGAUAUUCAGGAACCAAUGCUGAGUGCUGCACAAGAACAGUUUGGUGGUAAUCCAUUCGCUUCCCUAGUGAGCAAUACAUCCUCAGGUGAAGGUAGUCAACCUUCCCGUACAGAAAAUAGAGAUCCGUUACCCAAUCCGUGGGCUCCACAGGCUUCCCAGAGUUCUUCGGCUUCCAGUGGGACCACCAGUGCUGUGGGGGGCACUGCUGGGAGUGCUGCCAGUGGCACUUCUGGGCAGAGUUCAUCUGCGCCAAAUUUGGGGCCUGGAGUAGGAGCUAGUAUGUUCAACACACCAGGAAUGCAGAGCUUGUUGCAACAAAUAACUGAAAACCCACAACUUAUGCAAAACAUGUUGUCUGCCCCCUACAUGAGAAGCAUGAUGCAGUCCCUAAGUCAGAACCCUGACCUUGCUGCACAGAUGAUGCUGAAUAAUCCCCUAUUUGCUGGAAAUCCUCAGCUUCAAGAACAAAUGAGACAACAGCUCCCAACUUUCCUCCAACAAAUGCAGAAUCCUGAUACAUUAUCGGCAAUGUCAAAUCCUAGAGCAAUGCAGGCCUUGUUACAGAUUCAGCAGGGUUUACAGACAUUAGCAACGGAAGCCCCCGGCCUCAUCCCAGGGUUUACUCCUGGCCUGGGGGCAUUAGGAAGCACUGGAGGCUCUUCAGGAAGCAACGGUUCUAACUCUGCACCUAGUGACAACCCAAGUCCCACGACAGGAACCACUGAACCGGGACACCAGCAGUUUAUCCAACAAAUGCUGCAGGCUCUUGCUGGAGUAAAUCCUCAGUUACAGAAUCCAGAAGUCAGAUUUCAGCAACAACUGGAACAGCUCAGUGCAAUGGGAUUUUUGAACCGUGAAGCAAACUUGCAAGCGCUAAUAGCAACAGGAGGUGAUAUCAAUGCCGCUAUUGAACGGUUACUGGGCUCCCAGCCAUCAUAGCAGCAUUUCUGUAUCUUGAAAAAAUGUAAUUUAUUUUUGAUAACGGCUCUUAAAUCUUUAAAAUACCCGCUUUAUUUCAUUUUGACUCUUGGAAUUCUGUGCUGUUAUAAACAAACCCAAUAUGAUGCAUUUUAAGGUGGAGUGCAGUAAGAUGUGUGGGUUUCUCUGUGUGUUUUUGUUUUUGUUUUUGUUUUUAACAGUGGGAAUCAAUGCUUUUUCAUUUAAGGCUACUGCAUGCAUCAAACACUUCUGCAUUUAUUGUAAUUUUUUUUUAAAAAUCACCUUUUAUAGUUGGGUGAACAGAUUUUUGUCCUGCAUCUGUCCAAUUUAUUUGCUUUUUAAACAUUAGCCUAUGGUAGUAAUUUAUGUAGAAUAAAAGCAUUAAAAAGAAGCAAAUCAUUUGCGCUCUAUAAUUUGUGGUACAAUACUGCUUAUUGUGACUUUGGCAUGUAUUUUUGCAAACAAAAUGCUGUAAGAUUUAUACUACUGACAGUUUCUGCUUUAUUUGUAUACAAUGUAGUAUGCACAGUUGGGAUUGCAUUUCUAGAAACAAACUGCAAUAGAUUAUCUGAGCAAAGCACCUGUAACCAAAAAAAGUGAAGAUAAGGAAAUAUUUUAAAGCUGAGUAUUUCCUAAUUGUGUAGAAUCUUACAGCAUCUUUGAUAAACAUCUCUCAGCAAAAGUGCCGGUUAGUCAGGUUUGCUGAAAAUACAGUAGGAAAGCUGAUUCUGGUUAUCUCUUAAGGACAUUUAAUUGUACAGACAACAUAAUGUAACAUUGUCUCAACAUUCACAGAUUGACUGUAACUUACCUUCAUCUUUGUGCAGACUGAAGGAGCACUGUAGUAUAACCCAAAAGUGCAUUUGCCUAGGACUUUUCAGCUUCUCCCAUAGGUAGUUCAACAGGCAUUACAAUUUGUAAUUGAAAUGUUGCUUUCACUGAAAGUGUCUUGAUGUUUCAGUUAUUUUUAAUUGCCAUAUAAAAAUAGAACUAUCUUUUGGGUUUGUCAGUUUUCUCAUGCACAGGCAAUACAUGAAUUUAAAAUGAUUUGUGAGCCACUUGUUUCUGAAGUGUUUUGGUAGUUCUAUUAAGAAAUAGUUAAAUAUUGUGCUUUUCAGAGCCUCAGAGAAGGGGAACUGGGGGCGGGGGGUGGGGAUCUCUCCUGGAUUGGGCCAGCCUAAAUAAUACUGGCAACCAAGAUUCUGUUAGGAUUUCUGUGCAUAUAGUGUAGUAAAGAGGUAUCAUUCAGGGGUGAAAAACAAAGAGCCGUUUUAACAAUGUUGAGUACAUUUGGCUGUUCUGCAGCCUUUUUCUUCCCUCCCCAAAGAAGUUCUUUUUGCCUAACUCUCAAACUGUUGGGGUGUGGUACAUUCCUUUAGGACCAAUUAAAACAUAACUUGGGGGUCAGUAAUAUAUUUGGCUGACUCUGGUUCAGUAUUCUCUUAGGUCGUUAUAUUCUCUCAUGUACAGUUACAGGAAAUUAAAAUGUUAAAGUAACCUAUAAUGAGUUCAGACCGGUAAAAUCAAGGGAAAUACAAGUUGAAUUCCAUUACUUCUGUAAGUUGCUUGCUAUUAAAAAAGGUCAAGAGGCCAGGUUGCCCACCAGCCCAUGCACUGUUCUGACACUUUCCCCAGGAGGAAAACAUGAAUGAUGGUCAAGGUGGAGGCAUGACUAGAGGAGGUUGUUAAGGAUGAUAUUCAUGUGUCUUUGCUCUCUCUGCCUUAUGCCUCAGUCUGGUUCAAAAACUUUUGUACUGGCAAAUGGUGGUAUACAGUGUGGGAUAGUGUCAUAACCAAUUUGACAGUUUAUUAAUCACAAAAUAACAAUAAAUCUCUAGCUUUUACA